Molecule: messenger RNA, 1434 nt
Organism: Puma concolor (puma)
Lineage: Eukaryota; Metazoa; Chordata; Mammalia; Carnivora; Felidae
Gene: OPN4
Product: opsin 4
Biological process (GO): visual perception; G protein-coupled receptor signaling pathway
Cellular component (GO): membrane
Molecular function (GO): G protein-coupled receptor activity
Source: RefSeq, a predicted model, not a curated record
AUGAGGAAGCUGAUCCCUAGCAGUAAAGAGGAUGGGAAUGACAUGGGAAUGGCACUACAGGACUGCCUGCUAGACCAGGAGCCACACCUGUCAAGCCCCCCUACCUCUGGCUUCCAGGCCGGUUUGGCCAGUAGGAGGCAGGCAGCCAGGGCUCAGGCUGCUGCCUGGAUACCUUUCCCCACAGUUGAUGUUCCGGACCAUGCCCACUACACCCUGGGCACAGUGAUCCUGCUGGUGGGGCUCACGGGGAUUCUGGGCAAUCUGAUGGUCAUCUAUACCUUCUGCAGGAGCAGAGGACUCAGGACACCUGCCAACAUGUUCAUUAUCAACCUCGCGGUCAGUGACUUUUUCAUGUCCUUCACCCAGGCCCCUGUCUUCUUCGCCAGCAGCCUCCAUAAGCGGUGGCUCUUCGGGGAGGCAGGCUGCGAGUUCUAUGCCUUCUGUGGGGCUCUCUUUGGCAUCACCUCCAUGAUCACCCUGAUGGCCAUUGCUCUGGACCGCUACCUGGUGAUCACGCACCCACUGGCCACCAUCGGGGUGGUGUCCAAGAGGCGGGCGGCGCUUGUCCUGCUGGGCGUCUGGCUCUAUGCCCUAGCCUGGAGUCUGCCACCCUUCUUUGGCUGGAGCGCCUACGUACCAGAGGGGCUGCUGACCUCCUGCUCCUGGGACUACAUGAGCUUCACGCCAUCAGUUCGAGCCUACACCAUGCUCCUCUUCUGCUUUGUGUUCUUCUUGCCCCUGCUGGUCAUCAUCUACUGCUACAUCUUCAUCUUCAGGGCCAUCCGGGAGACAGGCCAGGCUCUCCAGACCUUCAGGGCCUGCGAGGGUGGUGGUAGGUCCCCCCGGCAACGGCAGCGGCUGCAGAGAGAGUGGAAAAUGGCCAAGAUCGAGCUGCUGGUCAUCCUUCUCUUCGUGCUCUCCUGGGCCCCCUACUCCAUUGUGGCCCUGAUGGCCUUUGCUGGGUACGCGCAUGUGCUGACACCCUACAUGAACUCGGUGCCAGCUGUCAUCGCCAAGGCCUCUGCCAUCCACAACCCCAUCAUUUAUGCCAUCACCCACCCCAAGUACAGAAUGGCCAUUGCCCAGCACCUGCCCUGCCUGGGGGUGCUGCUGGGCGUGUCGGGCCAGCGCACUGGCCCCUACGCCAGCUACCGCUCUACCCACCGCUCCACACUGAGCAGCCAGGCCUCGGACCUCAGCUGGAUCUCUGGACGGAGACGCCAGGCAUCCCUAGGCUCAGAGAGUGAGGUGGGCUGGAUGGACACGGAGGUGGCAGCUGUGUGGGGGGCUGCGCAGCAAGUGAGUGGACGGUUCCCCUGCAGUCAGGGCCUGGAGGACAUGGAAGCCAAGGCCCCUGUCAGGCCCCAGGGACGGGAAGCAGAGACGCCUGGGCAGACCAAGGGGCUGCUCCCCAGCCAGGACCCCAGGAUGUAG